Molecule: messenger RNA, 3056 nt
Organism: Hypanus sabinus (Atlantic stingray)
Lineage: Eukaryota; Metazoa; Chordata; Chondrichthyes; Myliobatiformes; Dasyatidae
Product: zinc finger protein 226-like
Exons: 2
Coding region: 1099-2397 (432 amino acids)
Biological process (GO): negative regulation of transcription by RNA polymerase II; regulation of cytokine production; regulation of immune system process
Source: RefSeq, a predicted model, not a curated record
GCAAGGAUCAGGAACUCGGAGAAAGGGAACAAAAUCUUUUACAUCACCAGUUGAGAAUAUCACCUUUGUUCUUUCCUCAAUCACAAACAAGAGAACAUCUGCAGAUGCUGGAUUGCAUCUGGAUUGCUGGCAACAUAAAUUGCUGGAUGAACUCAGCUUUAGUACACUUUUCCAUAGAUGCUGCCCGGCCUGCUGAGUUCCUCCAGCAUUUUGUGUGUGUUCUUGUUCUGGACUUUUCUACCGACGUGCGGACCAACCAUUCAUCUCAGCAGGAAUUUUUUAUAUGGUGUUAAAACUGUGGCAUGUUAAGUUAAUAAUACAUAAAAGAAAAUCCCAGUUGCACGUCAAGAAAGACUAUUUGUGUGAGACUGUUUCAGUUACUGUGGGGCCAGGCACCCAUGCAGCUCAGCAGGAGGAGGGAAUAAUACCAAUGGAGAGAGUCAAACUGAGCGAGGGUUCAAAUUGGAGAUGGCCAAAAGCUCCAUUCUUAUAGAGACAGGAAGAGCAUCAGAGAAUUGAUGGUCAUUCCAGAUACCAGCACUCUGCCCAGUCAGGAGAUGAUAUCUCUGUCCAGCUUGUUUUGAACCUCACUGUCACAGUGUGAUACCAGAUCAAACCUUGGCAACUCAAGUAAUCUCAUCUGAAAUGUUGUCCUACACCCAUUGAUGGAUUUUGCAAAUCUUUUUACAGGUUAAAAACGAGAAGGAAUUUGUCUCCUGGAAGCUCAAACAUGACACGCCAGUUUUGCUGUCUCUGUCUAGAUAUUUAAGAAGUGGAGCAAGGGAUUCAAUCGACCAUCCUUCCUGCUCAGACUGUGGGGACGGAUUCACUCGGUUAACUGACCAACUGGCAUGUCUGUCAUUUUACACAGGAGAAAGGCCAUUCACCUUCUCAGACAGAGGGAAUGGAUUCACUCGGUCAUCUCAACUGAAGGUACAUUAGCAAGUUCACACUGGGCAAGGCCACUCACCUGUUCUGUGGGUGAGAAAGGAUUCAAUCAGUUUUCCCACCUGUGGACACACCAGUCAGUUCACACCUGGCAGAAGCUGGUCAUCUGCUGAAUUUCUGGGAAAAAGAUUCACUCAGUCAUCUGACUUAAUGGCUCACCAGCGAGUUCACAUCAGGGAGCGGCCAUUCACUUGCUCAGUCUGUGGGAAGAGAUUCAUUAAAUCAUCCCACCUGCUGAGUCAUCAGCGAGUUCACACUGGGGAGAAGCCGUUCACCUGCUCAGAAUGUGGGAAGAGAUUCUCUGAGUUAUCCAACCUACAGAAUCAUCAGCGAGUUCACACUGGGGAGAAGCCAUUCACCUGCUCAGAAUGUGGGAAGGGAUUCACUCAGUCAUCCCACCUGCAGAGACACCAGCGAGUUCACACUGGGGAGAAGCCGUUCACCUGCUCAGACUGUGGGAAGAGCUUCACUCACUUAUGCAACCUACAGAAUCAUCAGCCAGUUCACACCGGGGAGAGGCCAUUCACCUGCUCAGAAUGUGGGAAGGGAUUCACUCGGUCAUCCCAUCUGAAGGUUCAUCAGCGAGUUCACACUGGGGAGAAGCCGUUCACCUGCUCAGUCUGUGGAAAGGGAUUCACUGAUUCAUCCACCCGGCAGAAACAUCAGCGAGUUCACACUGCGGAGAAGUCGUUCACCUGCUCAGAAUGUGGGAAGGGAUUCACGGAUUCAUCCUGCCUACUGGUACAUCAGCGAGUUCACACUAGGGAGAAGCCGUUCACCUGCUCAGAAUGUGGGAAGGGAUUCACUCAGUCAUCCAGCCUACUGAUUCAUCAGCGAGUUCACACUGGGGAGAGGCCCUUCACCUGCUCAGAAUGUGGGAAGGGAUUCACUCAGUCAUCCCAUCUGAAGGUUCAUCAGCGAGUUCACACUGGGGAGAAGCCGUUCACCUGCUCAGUCUGUGGAAAGGGAUUCACUGAUUCAUCCACCCGGCAGAAACAUCAGCGAGUUCACACUGGGGAGAAGUCGUUCACCUGCUCAGAAUGUGGGAAGGGAUUCACGGAUUCAUCCUGCCUACUGGUACAUCAGCGAGUUCACACUGGGGAGAAGCCAUUCACAUGCUCAGAAUGUGGGAAGAGAUUCACUCAAUCUUCCACCCUACAGGCACACCAGCGAAUUCACACUGGGGAGAAGCCAUUCACUUGCUCAGUCUGUGGGAAACAAUUCACUCUGUCAUUCCAACUACUGAAACAUCAGCGAGUUCACACAGGGGAACGGCCAUUCGCCUGCUCAAAAUGUGGGAAGAGAUUCGCUGGAUCAUCCAACCUACAGAGACAUCAGCGAGUUCACACUGGGGAGAAGCCGUUCACUUGCUCAGUCUGUGGGAAGGGAUUCACUCAGUCAUCCCAACUGCUGUCUCACCAGUCAGUUCACAAUGGGGAGUGGCCAUAGUUAUGAAUCCCUGGGUUUCGUUUGCUGCGGACUGUCAUUUUAAGAGAGAGCGAGAGAGAUUACGAAGGUGUAUCAGUCUGACUUGCAGCUUGUUUACAUCCCUUGCAGCUUGUUUCGUUUUAACCAAGAACACAGACAAUCAGAGUCAGACAGAGACGAAGGAGGAAAAAUGGAAGGAUCGACACCUGGGAACUAGAGGCCAAAUAGAGGUUUGGAACUUUCCUAUGCCCACAAGGUCGGGUUAAUUAUCAAUUCACCAUACAUCAAAUUUGUAGUUGUCACCGUGUUUGAUCCAUAGGAGUGGAUCUUAUUUGGGGUGUCCUAUGAAGACCACUGAUGUGUUAACCGUUCCCUGGGUGUGGUGUGGUAAUUCACUUGAAGACGAUACCGCUUGUGACAAGUCACUUUCGGUGAUAAAUCUUAUGAGGGUUUGGAAUGACGACAAAAUCGACAGCGACUGUUGUGUGGUUUUACCACCAUGGAAUCUGUGGAAUUCAACAUAAUUGCCUUCUCUCAACAUUUACCCUGGAUUUCAAAUAUCUCUCUCAUCACCUAUUCUGUGGUUGAACUGAACUUUCAUAUUUUACCAUCCCAAGACUCCAAGCCUUGUUUCCCAGGAGCUCAAUAGUUUGGGAGUUUUAUUUAAACACAUAUAUACA